AUGGAUGCAUCCCAGCCCCUGAGCGCCUUUCAAACCCGAACGUGCAGGCGCAUUGCCACCAUCGUCUUUGCCUUUACUCUGACGGCCGGCCUCAUGUUCACCCUGUCCCCGUACGCGCCAGAAAAGUACCUGCAGCGCAUGGCCGGCACGGCCAGCGACACUUUCAAGACGAGCCUAAUCCCUCAUUCUUUCAAGACGAGCCUAAUCCCUCAUUGUGGUGACUUUACCGGAUCCGACGAGAUUUGGGCGGCGUCACAGACGAAGUAUCAGAACCUACGCGAUGACAAGUUUACCAUCGCAUUGCAGACGUAUCGUCGACCCAAAGAGCUGAAUGACACCCUGAGUAAUCUGUUAUCCGAAGAGAUUCCUUCCCUGAUUAAAGUGGUGGUGGUGUGGAACGAUGUAGACAAUGCGCCCCCUCCGAACUACAAAUCCAAGCACGGCGUUUCUGUCCGGUACCGACAGUCGAAACAGAACAGCCUCAACCAGAAGCUAUGGCCCGAUCCCGCGUACGAGACCCAGGCUAUUUUCCUUUCCGAUGACGACAUCUACUACAAGCCCAAAGACCUCGAGUUCGUAUUUCAGACCUGGCGCAAGUUCGGCCGACGUCGCAUGACUGGAGGAUUCACACGAUGCGCGGACCGAGACGCUGAUGGCCGGUGGACGUACACCCUCUGCUCCACCAAUGAGGACCACAACUACUACAACAUGAUUCUGUCUGGGCUGGCCUUCACUCACAUUUCCUUCAUGGACUACUACUUCUCACAGGACGACGUCCCCCAAAAAAUUCGAGCUUACGUGGACGAGCAUUUCAACUGCGAGGACAUCGCGCUCAACUUUAUAACAUCCCUCAUGACUGGCGAGGGACCCCUGCUGGUCAAGGGCAGGGAUAGUUACGUGAGCGCCGUACCGAAGGUUGGUAUCAGCACGAAACCUGGGCACGGCGAGGCUCGAAGCAAGUGCCUCAACGAUUAUUACGACAUGUUCGGGUGCAUGCCACUGGUCAAUGAGACGUCGCAUAUUGAGCUCGGCGUCAUUCUUUCAUGA
Molecule: messenger RNA, 1047 nt
Organism: Metarhizium album ARSEF 1941
Lineage: Eukaryota; Fungi; Ascomycota; Sordariomycetes; Hypocreales; Clavicipitaceae
Product: exostoses (multiple)-like 3
Exons: 2
Coding region: 1-1047 (348 amino acids)
Cellular component (GO): membrane
Molecular function (GO): glycosyltransferase activity
Source: RefSeq, a predicted model, not a curated record